Molecule: messenger RNA, 1460 nt
Organism: Malaya genurostris
Lineage: Eukaryota; Metazoa; Arthropoda; Insecta; Diptera; Culicidae
Product: nicotinamide riboside kinase 1
Exons: 3
Coding region: 471-1271 (266 amino acids)
Cellular component (GO): cytoplasm
Source: RefSeq, a predicted model, not a curated record
UGUUCAAUAUUCCGGUAUAGCAUCAGGAGCAUCAGUGACUGGAAACAGAUAAACCGAGAAAAAAACGAUUUGCUCUGUUCUCUUUUGAAUCUUCUUCAAGUGUAAUUUGUUCUGUCGGCUUAGUAGUAAAAUCAUUCGAAGAUCUUUCAAUUAGUUCUAGUUGUACAGUUCCGCAGUGAAUGGCAUCGAAUGCGUUACUGGGCAAGCUGAUUCUAGCGCUAACAUUGUCCGUAUUCUGCUAUUAUUUCUUUUGGGUCGCCGUUCUACCCUUCAUGGUGAUUGAUUCUAGCGAAGACAGUUGGAUCCACUCGCUCUUCCCUAACCCGAAGUUUGCCUUUCUGGUACCAGUCGUGUUCGGGGUACUGUUUCUCGGAAGUCUGUCGGGUUUCACGUUGUACCACUUGAGAGGUCAACCGAGGACCAACAAGGAUCGAAACGAAUAAGUGAUUCACAUCCCGGUUCAAUGCACAAUGGAGACGUGGCUCGUGAUCGGCAUAUCUGGCGUUACCAACGGAGGCAAAACAAUGCUGGCCAAAUCCCUCCAAAGUUACUUUAGCGGUCAUCUGAACAAAAUUAUUUUCAAAGAAAACAUCACCUUGAACAAGGUGGCCCUGAUCUGUCAGGAUGAUUACUUUUUGCCCGUGGACAGUCCGAAGCACAAAAUCAUCGAGAAGCUUAAUCACAUCAAUUGGGAAGUGCUUUCGGCGAUUGACAUGGACAAAAUGUGUCACGACAUUAUGAAGAUUCUCGGCCAUAAGUUCAUUCUGUACAAUUGCCAGCAGUUGUGCAAGAGCGAAACGGACAACAACAUUGCUGAACAGGUGGAUCCGGUUACCGAUGAGGACAAUAUAUUUGCCGAUCACUUCCUGAGUAACUACUUGAAUAGGUACGAGGAUUGUCGCCCUAUCGGGGAGAACCAAAGAACUAGUCUGAUGAAAAAAACCAAGAAUGAAACAUUCCAAAACAUGAACAUCAAACUGAAUGUGCUGCUGGUUGAGGGUUUCCUGAUAUUCAACCACCCCUUCACUUUGGACCUGUGCAGCAUCAAAUUCCAUCUACAUCUUCCUUACGAAAAAUGCUACGCACGACGACUGAAGCGAGUGUACGAUCCACCGGAUGUGGUAGGAUAUUUCGAGAUGUGCGUUUGGCCCAUGUAUGAGAAGCAAUCGAAGGAACUUAAGGACCGAACGGAUAUCUACAUGCUCAACGGUGAGAUACCCAGUGAGAGCAUCUUGAAUUAUGUCCUAACGUGCAUAAAAAAUUUGCUGUGAAAAGUGACCGUAGGAUGUUGAUACGUUAAUGCUAAAGAAGUGAAACGCUAAAUGGUUCCUUACAACAUUCUGUCUUGUGUUUACUAAAAAUGAUCAAAGCAUGGUGAUACUUGUAGUAUUUUAAUAUAUUACAACUCUUUACAAUUUUUUUUUGUAUACUUGAACAUGACAAAAUGGUUGUAACUUUUA